Trematosphaeria pertusa is the source of this 876-nucleotide messenger RNA. RefSeq names its product RING/U-box. Gene Ontology annotation, cellular component: cullin-RING ubiquitin ligase complex; nucleus. The record is from RefSeq and is a predicted model, not a curated record. Bases 359 to 709 code for a protein of 116 amino acids. Lineage: Eukaryota; Fungi; Ascomycota; Dothideomycetes; Pleosporales; Trematosphaeriaceae. Gene Ontology annotation, molecular function: zinc ion binding; ubiquitin protein ligase activity; cullin family protein binding. The transcript has 3 exons. Gene Ontology annotation, biological process: ubiquitin-dependent protein catabolic process; protein ubiquitination.
GCCCGGGAGCUUGGGGAGCAGAAGGUGCAGACAUUUUGAGGCCAACGCGUAUUGUUUACGAAAGUAAAGGGGGCGACUCACGCUUCCUGCGCAGAGUAAAAGGUGUCAUUUCACAUCUGCGAGGCAACGGCGGAGGUCUUGGCGUUCGUUCCCAGCAGCUAAGCUCCAAGGCACCGCACUGCAGCCUUCACGUCCACAACCACAUCCUCACCCCCGCGCCGCCACCGCCGACCCCGGGCACCUUUUGAGCUGCACCGAAUCUCCUCCUCCAAGCCGUCUACAACUCGCCGCAAUCCAUACCCGCUACUCCCACAACUGCAGCCGCAACAGCCUCCCCGCAUCCCACAUCUACGCGAACAUGGCGGACGUGAACAUGACCGAUGCUCCCGCCCCCAAGGCAAAGGUGGCCAAGGCCGGUGCCAGCACGGAAGGCGACAAGAAGCGCUUUGAGGUCAAGAAGUGGAACGCAGUAGCUCUCUGGGCGUGGGACAUUGUCGUCGACAACUGCGCUAUUUGCCGCAACCACAUCAUGGAUCUCUGCAUCGAGUGCCAGGCGAACCAGGCUUCAGCGACGAGCGAAGAGUGCACUGUCGCAUGGGGCAUCUGCAAUCACGCAUUCCACUUCCACUGCAUUUCGCGAUGGCUCAAGACCCGCCAAGUGUGUCCGCUGGACAACCGAGACUGGGAGUUCCAGAAAUACGGCCGAUAGACGCUCCUCCCCGAAUUUCAGAUGCUCAUAUACAGGGCCAGCGAGAGCAUGGACGGCGCUUGGAAUCUCGACGUGGUCAUUUUGGCGUCCCGGUCAUGAAAUAUUCGCAGGGUAGCAUGACAGAACGAUGAUAGUCAUCGUCGAACGAAGCUCCAUUAUCACGUCAU